AUGCACGAGGACCUCAGUGCCCCGAGGUUGCAAGCAUGCCUGGUCAACAUUGCCAAGAUGAAUUGGCCGCUUUUGGGAGUCUUCCUACUGGCACUAGUUUUGGGACCGUGCCACGCGAACAGGAAGUACAACGUCAGUUUCGCUGAGUUGCAUAAAUGCAAACAGUAUAAUGCCAUCAGCGGAUACAAUUAUCGAGCAUUCUUCAAAAUACACGCCCUGGAUAAUCAUCGCCUCAGUAAUGAAACGGAUACGAUCAUCGAUUUGUUCUUGUACGUGAUGGGGUCUCGCGAUGGUCAUAUCUUGUUGACUCAGGAAGCUAAAGUAACGGCAGUGGCACUAGAGAUAGUGCUUGGCGGUGGUGCGAACGCGUUCUCGCAAAUUCGGUCAGGCCAGAAAGGACUUGCAGUGAAGACAAAGUCAACUGUUUCGCUCCUAUCCCCAAUCGAUCCACUGCCGGUGCGUGUCAAUGUCGGCGCCAAUGGGCAGAUUAAAGUAUACGCCGGAAACCUCUCUUCGGAACCAUUGAUGGAGACGUUGAUAUCCAAUAUGAACGUGACAUCUCUGAAGUACGUCAGCUUCACAACCUGGAGCACGGCCAUAGCGGCGUGGUUCUACGAUUGCCCUGAUCCGUCCUCCACCACGAACAUCACCAACGGCACGAUUGUCGAAGGCAACGAGCUGGAGUUAUUGAUCGAUGACAAGGAUCGACUCAAGCAGAACUUCCUUAACGCUUCGCCUCAACUUGAUCCUCCGGAAAACUUUACCGGCGUUGUGGUGUCACAGUUAUACGUGGCUGGAUUCAGCUACGAUCAAACCACCAGCCUGAUCGAGCUGUCCGGGACGAUGCGGAUGUCCUGGAAAGAUCCACGCUACAGCUGGAACGCCUCGGACUACAACGGCACUCAUGUCCUUGGGGAUGUUUGUAACGCCAUCUGGGUGCCCAGCUUCGACCCUACGAGUCUCUUCACGGGACCCUUCUCGUUCUGCAUCGUCCUUGACGACGGCACCGUACUGACGGUGAUCGAGCAGUUCAGGUGGGUAAAUUUUUGUGGCAUUUUAGAGAGCUACCGAUGGCCGUACGACAGCAAUACCUGCCAGCUGCGCCUGGCUGCGUUAGGAUACGAGCGAACUGUCCCCCUGUGGCUGGCCAAUCAGACGGUGACAUAUCAUGCUGAGUUCGAGCAGUCUCAGUGGACCCUAAAACAACUAGCGAAACACGAGGAGCACUCCGAAACACUGUAUGGGAUCGUUCCAGUGCUGGGACUGCACAUUAUGAUGGACCGGAAAAGUGAAAUACAUUCUUCAUCGAUAUACCCGACAUACUUCGUGGCUAACUUGCUGAUAUGCAUUUCCUUCCUGACGGAGGGUCGUUCACGAUUGUUACUGAACUCGCUUGGUCUGAUUGUGUUGCUUCACUCGUUUUUGAACUUAUCCACCGUUGUUCCGCCUGGAGGGAUACCAAAAAUAUACAUCUUCUUCCAAUGGACACUGGUGUUCUACGUGGUUUCAUCGGUUUUCUUUGUAAUUGACCUUUGGCUGAAGCGAUCCCGGGCUACACUGGCACCAGGAUCGUGGUUGAAUCGUGUCAUCAGCUUCCCAGCUCUUCGCUAUGCACUCGCCAUGGAUCAGCGUAGCAAUUACAAUACCCUCGAGCACAAGAACGUCCGGUGGGACGAAGUGACGUGUGUACUGAACCGGAUUAUGCUGGUUGUAGUAGUGAUUUUCUUCUCUAUCGGCUACACAAAACCGUAG
This is a messenger RNA of Anopheles coustani, 1752 nucleotides long. RefSeq names its product neuronal acetylcholine receptor subunit alpha-5-like. The transcript is spliced from 8 exons. Gene Ontology annotation, cellular component: membrane. Gene Ontology annotation, biological process: monoatomic ion transport. NCBI's taxonomy places the organism in Eukaryota, Metazoa, Arthropoda, Insecta, Diptera, Culicidae. The record is from RefSeq and is a predicted model, not a curated record. Bases 1 to 1752 code for a protein of 583 amino acids. Gene Ontology annotation, molecular function: extracellular ligand-gated monoatomic ion channel activity.